UUCUGCCUGUCUCCAACCUUGGAUUCUUGGCACCUAGCGGCUGUACUGAAGCUCUCUCGCAAGUUAAGAACUUCCCUGUUUUAAAUGACUACUUUGUAGAGUCAUUGCUUACUCAGUACUGGGCAAGGAUCCUGGCCCUUCAGCACCGACUGUAUGAACACAUGGAUCUUAGGAGUGCCAUGGAGAGUGAGAGCAUAAGCACCCUCCAAGAACAGGUCCAGUGCCUCACCAAUGAAAAUGUGCAGCUGCAGGAUAGGAACGAAAGACUGUACACAAAGCUUGAAGAACUGCAGGAGAAGAUGGGGAAGCUGGCUGGUUCCAAAACGGACUUGUCAUCCAGACUGGUCUUCAGUGAGGAAGAGAAACUUAAGAUUUCUAAGGACCUCAUUGAUCUCCAGAUCGAGACAAACAAAAUGAGAGAGCAGUAUGAGGCAGAGAACUUUGAACUGAAAAAUAUGAUCCUGACCCUGGAGAACCAUAUUCUGGAGUUGGAGCUCCAUGAUGAGAAGGUCACUGGGGAGCAUGAUGCCCUACAGGAACGCCUGCACACUGUGGAGACCAAUCGCAAGGAGCUGGCUGAUGAGUACAUCAUUCUGAAAAGCAAUUAUAUGGCCCUGGGCAAAGAACAUGAACAGGAGGUUGCUAAGAAUGAAGAGCUGAGCAUAGAGCUGCUAAACCUGGUCAACACCAGGAGCUCCCUUCCUCAGUCAUGGAGUAACAACUCCCCGUCCCAAGCGCUGGCCAAUGAAACCUCGGCCGAGCUGGAAAGGGUGCGGGCUGUGGUCCACCGCCUCUCUGCCCGGAAAGUGAAGCCAGAAGAUAUAGUUGCCUCUGAACACGAACGUCGAAAACUGGAGAGACAUAUGCUUGGAAACCAGGAUCACAUAAAAGCUGAGAUUGAAAAGAUGAAGCAAACGUACGACUCUCAGCAACAGAAGCUGGAACAGAGAGUGGUGGCAAUGGGGAAGGAGCUGCAGCAGUCCAAGAGAGUGAUUCGCAAUACUCAGCACAAACUGGUGGAGCAGUCAGUGGUGCUGCUCACCUCUCAGAGCCAGCUCAAAGAGGUGGAGGUUGAGAAUUCCCAACUGCAACUUCAGCUGAAGGAACUGAAUGAAGAAUAUCGCUGUCGUCUUACUCAGUACAUCAAGGACCUGGCGGAAUAUAUGGACAGUAAAUCAAAUGCUUCUAAGGUGCCUAACAAAGUACCAACUGACCAUGCUUACAUGAAGCGCUUUGUGGAUGGCAUGCUGAAGGACAUUCGGGCUGCCCAUAAAUCUCGGGAGGAGCAGCUGGCUGGAGCUGUGCGUGGUUACAAGAAGCGCAUGCAGAACCUUGUCAAGAGGCAUGAAAACCUGCUGAUUGCUUAUAGGAUGCAGCGUGAGCAGAUCCAGUCUCAGGGCAGCAGCGAGAUGGACCCAGGCCCUCCUGAGUUCCAUUUCACCAUCACAGAUUCUGAGCUACUGACAAGCACAACCCAGGAGCUAAACCAGCUGCGAGAGGACAAAGCAAAACUAGAGAGACAGCUGCAUGAACUGCAGGAGAAGAAAAGACUGAGUGAAAGCUCUGUGCUAGGACCAUCUCUUCACCACAAGCUGGAUGAGGAGGGCUGGGCAGAGAUCAGGAAGCAGCUCCGGGAGUUCACACAUACCACGCAGGAAGAUCUGGAGAAGGAGAGAAGCCAGCUGCUGACUCAGGCAAUUGUGGCAGAAGAGCAGGUGCUGGAGCUGCAGGAAUAUGUAGAUAAGCAUCUUGCAAGGUACAAGCAGGAGAUCCUGAGGUUAAGGAAACUUGUAGGGAGCGAGGCACCCAGAGCAUUCAGUGCUGGGGCUUCUGAUGCUCACUUAAUGCAGAGAUCCAAAAGGACCAUCAGCCAUGAACUGUAG
Messenger RNA from Emys orbicularis (European pond turtle), 1883 nucleotides. It is a transcript of the gene CCDC78, whose product is annotated as coiled-coil domain containing 78. Gene Ontology annotation, cellular component: cytoplasm. The transcript has 16 exons. Lineage: Eukaryota; Metazoa; Chordata; Testudines; Emydidae. The record is from RefSeq and is a predicted model, not a curated record. Bases 162 to 1883 code for a protein of 573 amino acids.